Canariomyces notabilis is the source of this 840-nucleotide messenger RNA. RefSeq lists its product as uncharacterized. Lineage: Eukaryota; Fungi; Ascomycota; Sordariomycetes; Sordariales; Chaetomiaceae. The record is from RefSeq and is a predicted model, not a curated record. The coding region runs from base 492 to 833 and encodes 113 amino acids. The transcript has a single exon.
CCCAAAGCGGCGAUGCGGCUCAGACCCCAGAAACCCAUGUACAUCAAAAUACGCAAACCCGGACCCAAAAGCGCGAGCCGAAGGAUGGCAGUUUCUGGGUAGAGGCGGAUCGAAGCGAGCCUUUAACGUUUCCGCCCCUUUUCAUACCGUACCCCUCGAUACUCCUUGCAUCAUCGUCAACCAGUACCUUGAUGGCCCUAUCCUUCUCGUUUCUCUUCUCAUUGCAUUGUUGGCCGGUCAGAUCUAGCGAUGUUUAAAUGUGUUGAUGCGCCUUGGCGUCCUGCAUCAGUGACGUCUGAGCUCGGACGAUGCAAGAUUGUCAACCCAAUUGUCGAACCUACAAACAUCCACUGUGAGCAGGGUGCGAAUCUCGAAUCGAGGCAUGGACCCCUCUCAUCAUUGUCUCCCUUGGCCCUUCCCAAAACCCCUGCCUCCCACUGAGUUAUGCCUACCCCGGUUUGGUUCCGAUCGAGCCCCAUCGGUUUGCCAAGAUGGUUUCAAACUCCUUGGGAGCCCCAGGCGUUUUUCUCGGCUGUGGCUUCUUAUUCGUGGCGGUCUCGAUCCCCGGUUUCUCCACGUCCGCCAACCCUCCAUCAAGAAGAUCGACGAGGCCAGGCAAUGCUAGUUUCGUUCAAGACAAAAGGUUGGAUCAUGUUGGCAGACGCUGCGGGCGCUGUGACGACUUGGCUGAUGAUGCCUUUGCUAUGCUUUGCACACGGGCGUCCAUAGCAGUUCCUGUCGCUGUUACGUGUAGUACCGUCCGCUGCCAGGACCACUCGAUGGUUGACGGGCCGGUGGCUUCAAAGGUGUUGCCGUUCGUGGGGGUUAGUUAGGGGAGGA